Molecule: messenger RNA, 2625 nt
Organism: Aureobasidium musti
Lineage: Eukaryota; Fungi; Ascomycota; Dothideomycetes; Dothideales; Saccotheciaceae
Source: the annotation of a GenBank genome assembly
AUGGACUCAGGAGUGCAGUCGCCUGGCAUGACAGACCACCUUCUCGGCAGUACUUGGAACCCAUACAAUCCAAGAUUCAUGAAUCAGCCGCUGGCAACCUCCAUGCACGCAAUGGUUCCUCACAACUACAUGCCUCACAACCCACAACUAGCCCAUGCCGACACAGCCAUGAUCCGCCGAGUCGAGGAUCGCAUCGGCGUCCUCGAGCAACAACAGUUCCAAGAUGGGCUGAACGCUCACUUCCGAGCCGUGCAGACUUCGCAGUCACUCCAACAUCUUCAGAAUCAGGUUCAGAAAAUGCAGCAUGUUCAGCGAUCGCUCUCGUACGACAACUCCUCUCUCCGCCUUCAGCUUCUCGACUUCCAAGCCCGACAAGAUAUUAGGGACAAUGAAGACUGUACUCGUCGAAUCCAAUUGGAGCCGCGAACCCAGGAGCAGAAACUCGAAUCAGCCAUGAAGAAUGUCAAUUUGAUGCGUAUCUAUGCUGGUGUUUCUCUUUCUGGCAACACGACUUUUGAAGAAGUUUCUCUCAAAGGAGCAGAACAGAUGGAAGCUUUGGCCAAGACUCUUCGCAGCAGGGUCAAUCGUGGUGGUGCUGCAUAUCUGCUUGAAGCAGAGGAUGCAGAGGCAUGGGCCAAGAAGUUGAGGGAGGACGCACAGCCUACACACGCACAGCCUACACAGUCAAGCGAAGUCGACAACAAGCUGCCGGAAACUCCUGAAGUCCCAGUGGAGGAUAAGUCCAAGGCAAUCAACCAAUCAGAUGAUGAUGUCUUCAAAGCCGACUGGGAUGCCUAUGUAGCUCAGCUACCAGACGAACCACUGGAGUGGAAUGCUCCGCCUCACAGUAAGGUCGCAACGCCUUCGAGAAGGAGCAAAACCCCAGAUGCAACGAUCGAUCCAUUCGUCGCUCAGAAGCCCGACAUCGUCCAAAACACAACUUGGACCUUUGACAACACAGCUCCGCUAUGGUCCCCAAAGAUCCAUGCAUCUCCCAGUCCCGAACCUUUGAAGACUGCCUCCUCAGCAGUCUCAAUCAAGAUUGAAGAACCGUCCGAGAGCAACUUCAGCCCAGUCAAGAUCGAAGCAGCUCCAGAGCUGCAAGUUCGAAAGAUGGCACCGCAUCAAAAGUACGCUGCUCAGCAAGCCAAAACAUCAGAAGACUUGGUUCCAGCAUAUGAUGCUACCGUGGGAGAGAAACCAAAGGACGUCACGGUAAGAGAGGAAUCCAAGGACGUCACGGUGAGAGAGGGACCCAAGGACGAUACCGUGAAGGAAGAAUCGGCUCCGAGCAUCACCCCCGAGAGUCCUAAGGUUAAGAACGUGGAUCAAGAGACACAAGUGCCACCUAAAAGACUGCCACCUCAUCGCAGAUACGUUGCUGCACAAAAUGUCGAAACUCCAAAACUUCCCGAAGUUGAACUCGAUAUCACAACUAAGGAAGAAACACUACUACCCUCCAUGAAGACGAACAAAACAAAGAAAUCAAAGUCAAGAAGAAAGGCAAGAAAGCUGGAAUCACCCAAGGCUACUCCAGCUGCCUUGACACUCUGGGAUCAUGAUGAGCCUAAAGAAGAGGCGAUGUCAGACAAGCGAGAUGAGCCUAAGAAGGACUUGUCGUCAGAAAACCAAGAUGAGCUCAAGGAGGAUGUGCCACUAGAGAAGCAAGAUGAAGCCAAGGAAGACUUGCCAUCUGAGAAGAAAGAUGAGAACGUUUCCCUACCAGACACAAACACUCAAACCUGGCAACCCUCCUACCUCAGAGAUCUUCCCCCAUUGCCUGAAGACGAACUUCAAACCAUUCCCCCAUCUCAAGAAAUGCACUACUUCGAGCGCAAAUUCAUCCUCACCCACCUUGGAGGAUCGAGAUGGCUUACCUCUUUCUACAGCAUCCCCCAUNUAGAACUCUCCCUCCUGCCUGGUCGUGGCUUCUAUCUUCUCGAAGACAACACCGAGCCACUUGCCCCCUUGACUCCAGGCAGCCACGGCAGUUUGCUAACCCCAAUCCUACGUCUUCCCGAAGAAAACAAUCCAGAGACUCCAAAGCCUGAGUCUAUGCAAAAUGCCNCUCUGUUCCUCAAGAAGGGAGAAAAGUACAUCUAUUGUGGGAUGUACUCCUAUCUCCGCUCUGACCGUCUCGAUAUCGAACGUUGCUCUUCGGUUAUCCCUCCCAUCCUCAAGACCCACUGGGCAAACCAACUCACCUCCUCAACACGACCAAAAUGGGUAACAGAGAUCUUACAAACCCAUCUCUGUCCCCCUCCCACAUACUCCGGUCCUCUACCUUCCCACAUGUCCUGCGAUGCCGCGUCAUCAGCCCUAACAUCCCACAUGCAAGACCACGAAACCUGGUUUCGGGACACGCACCUCAAGACCUCGUUUUUGCGUCCCCAAAACAUCAUCGACGCAUUCGAGGCACCAGAUACUGGGGCUGAGAUGCCUGGAAUAAGGUUCUGGUGCUUGGGACUCAAGUGUGAGGGAUGGGAUAAGGGGUUUUACGAUAUGAUGGUCAGAGAAGAGAAGAUCUGGGAGAGGCAAGGUAGAAAGGAUGGGGAAAAGGAGAGAGAACAGCAAAAGGAGAUGUUGAGGGUGUUGAGCAGGAAGAGCAGACCAGUCAAGUGGUAA